AUUUAUGCAGAAGAGCUGAUUGAGAGCAAUAGAGAGAGAUUGAGAGAGAGAGAGAGAGAGGAAUAACCGCCAUGAACGUGUUCAGACUAGCUGGGGACAUGACCCAUCUCCUCAGUAUAAUAGUCCUCCUCCUCAAGAUCCGCACCAUGAAAUCUUGCGCAGGGAUUUCACUGAAGACUCAAGAACUCUAUGUUAUAGUCUUUGUUGCUCGGUACCUUGAUUUGUUUACAAGGUACAUCUCAUUCUACAAUACUGCAAUGAAGCUAGUGUUCCUUGGGACUUCCAUUGGUAUUGUCUGGUACAUGAGAUACCAUAAAGUAGUGAAGCAAACUUACAACAAAGAUGAAGACACUUUCCGACAUUACUUUCUGCUUCUCCCAUGCUUUGUGCUGGCUCUUCUGGUUCACCCUGCUUUCAGUGUGAUGGAGGUUCUAUGGACAUUUUCACUGUAUCUUGAAGCAGUGGCAAUCUUACCGCAGUUGGUGUUAUUGCAACGGUCAAAUAACAUUGACAACUUGGCUGGGAACUAUGUUUUUCUUCUUGGUGCUUACCGAGCUUUAUAUCUCAUCAAUUGGAUGUAUCGCUUCUUUAUUGAUAAUCUCCAAGUCCGCUGGAUACCUUGGACAUCAGGCUUAAUUCAGACUGCUCUUUAUGCUGACUUCUUCUACUACUAUAUAAAGAGCUGGAAGAACAACGAGCAGUUCAAGCUUCCCGAUUAAAUAAAGUGGAGCUAUCUUGGUUUGGACUUCUGCUAACAUGAAAGAAAUGUUUUAUCCCAAUGGUGGAAUAUUAUUAUUUACUAAUUCCAGUAAAUUGUUGUCUCAAUCACAGCAUUUUGUUUUUGUUACUAAAACAUGUAGAGAAGGCCACUAAUUUGUUUAGCAUGGACCUUACUUUUCAACAAUGACUUUUAAUGCUUUAAAUUUGAUGAAGAGAUGUCAAAAAUGUUUUAUCUUGGAA
Cornus florida is the source of this 960-nucleotide messenger RNA. RefSeq names its product ER lumen protein-retaining receptor B-like. Gene Ontology annotation, molecular function: ER lumen protein retrieval receptor activity. Gene Ontology annotation, cellular component: endoplasmic reticulum; cis-Golgi network; membrane. Gene Ontology annotation, biological process: endoplasmic reticulum to Golgi vesicle-mediated transport; protein retention in ER lumen. NCBI's taxonomy places the organism in Eukaryota, Viridiplantae, Streptophyta, Magnoliopsida, Cornales, Cornaceae. The transcript is spliced from 6 exons. The coding region runs from base 72 to 719 and encodes 215 amino acids. The record is from RefSeq and is a predicted model, not a curated record.